AUUGGAUCAUCCAUUUUGUUGAUCAAACUCUGAAGUCACAUGUUCGCACUAAGCGAAUUUUCUUUGUGUCUUACUUCAGGUUAAGUCCGUGAAAGUGGAUUUUUAACCAUAAGUUUUUACAUUUUUACGUAGAGUUAGCUUAACAUAAGUAAUUUGUUGCCGACUUACCAUUUGCCAACGGUAAAUAUUUUCAACUCAAAAUGAACGCUGAAAAACUGAAAAAACUCAGUGACCAGGUGCGAAUAGGCGGUAAAGGYACACCACGACGAAAGAAGAAGGUUGUACACACAACAGCAGCCACAGACGACAAAAAACUCCAAAGUACACUUAAAAAGUUAACAGUUAACACAAUACCUGGAAUUGAAGAAGUAAAUAUGAUCAAAGACGAUGGUACUGUGAUACACUUCAACAAUCCAAAAGCACAAGCUUCACUGGCAGCAAACACAUUUGCUAUUACGGGGCAUGGUGAUACAAAAUCAAUGUCUGAACUACUGCCUGGCAUAUUAAAUCAGUUGGGUCAUGAAGAAAUUGGUCAACUAAAGCGUUAUGCCAGUGGGUUUGCUAGUAAUAAUCUCAUUAGUAAAUCAUUAAUUGAAGAUGAUGAUGAGGUGCCGGAUUUGGUCGGUAACUUUGAUGAUGCCAGCAAAGAAGAGGUAGUAGCCAAAGGAUCGUCAGAAGAAAAGACUGACAGUACUGAGAAAGCUAUUGUCGAAGAAAAUGCAGAGAGCUCAAAGAAGGAAUAAUAAUUGGAUUGAUGGUGACUAAAA
Messenger RNA from Diuraphis noxia (Russian wheat aphid), 767 nucleotides. Its product is annotated as bicaudal. The record is from RefSeq and is a predicted model, not a curated record. NCBI's taxonomy places the organism in Eukaryota, Metazoa, Arthropoda, Insecta, Hemiptera, Aphididae.